AUGACGCGUCUAUCGGCGGUUCCAUUAUUGCUGGGCAUCGCUACCCUGGCGAACGUAAGCGCCGGGCUAUCCAUCUCUCCAAAGAGCGCCGCAUUCCCCCAACCGACAUGGAAGCGCCUGUCCACGGGAACCGCCGCGCGUUUCCGCGGCCUAGCACCCGUGUCAGACCAGAUCGCGUGGGUCUCAGGCACGAGCGGGACCGUCCUCCGGACCACCGACGGCGGCGAGACGUGGGAGCCCGUCGGCCCCCAGUUAUCCGAAGCCGACUCCGCGCUCGAGUUCCGGGACAUCGAGGCGUGGUCGGCGGAAAAGGCCGUCGUGCUGUCCAUCGGCGAGGGCGCCAGCUCGCGCAUCUACGCGACGCGCGACGGCGGGGAGACCUGGUCGCAGACGUUUGCGAACGCGGAGCCGGGCGCGUUUUACGACUGCGUCGCGUUCGCGAGCCCGGAGCGCGGGAUGGCGGUGAGCGAUCCUGUCGACGGCAAGAUCCGGCUGAUCAAGACGCGCGACGGUGGGGAGACCUGGGAUGUUGUCGACGCUGGCGGCAUGGUGCCCGCGCUGGAAGGCGAGUCGGGGUUUGCCGCGAGCGGAACGUGUCUCGCGACGGCGGCUGGUCGCUGGUAUGUUGCAUCUGGGGGGGUUAACCCCGGUCGGGUAUUCCGGAGUAGCGAUGGGCUUCACUGGGCCGUGUCGGACGCCUCCAUAGCUGGUGGCGAGGGUUCUGGUGUCUUCUCGGUGCAAUUCCGCGACGCGAAGCAUGGCAUCGCUGUUGGCGGAAACUACUCGGCACCUACGGGAGCCAUUGACAAUGCAGCGUGGUCUAAAGAUGGCGGUGUAACUUGGGUGCCCUCUACUUCGUUUCCCGGCGGUUACCGCUCUGGAUCGUCCUGGGUUCCCGGACGUUGCGGUGUUGCUCUCGCGGUAGGCCCAACAGGUUCGGACUACACGCUCGAUGGAGGUAGGAACUGGCAUGGAUUUGACAAUAGUAGCCUUGACAGCGUGGAGUGUGUGAAAGGGGGUAUCUGCUGGGCAUCCGGGGAGAAGGGUGCAGUGGCACGCCUUGUGUUUGUAUAA
Messenger RNA from Daldinia caldariorum, 1074 nucleotides. RefSeq names its product oxidoreductase. Gene Ontology annotation, molecular function: protein binding. The transcript has a single exon. The record is from RefSeq and is a predicted model, not a curated record. The coding region runs from base 1 to 1074 and encodes 357 amino acids. Lineage: Eukaryota; Fungi; Ascomycota; Sordariomycetes; Xylariales; Hypoxylaceae.